This is a messenger RNA of Austrofundulus limnaeus, 4561 nucleotides long. It is a transcript of the gene fhdc4, whose product is annotated as FH2 domain containing 4. The coding region runs from base 339 to 2822 and encodes 827 amino acids. The record is from RefSeq and is a predicted model, not a curated record. Lineage: Eukaryota; Metazoa; Chordata; Actinopteri; Cyprinodontiformes; Rivulidae. The transcript is spliced from 12 exons.
ACACAUGAGCAGAAACAGCUGGGCAGAGGAGACAGCUGUGUCCUCACAAACUCCAGCCAACAGGCCAGAGAAGUUGGGAACAAAUGCCUGACUUGCUGGUGCUGGGAAGGUGUGGACUACCAUGGGAAUAGAUGACUUACCUGGGCGUGUCGACAAACCCACAGGUAAUUUCGACACUCUUUCCUUGCUUUAUCCAGGUUGACGUAACUCUGUUUUCCUGAAGUUUCAACAAGAGUCAUAAGGAAAGAGAAUGGAGCUGCUGCUUACUCUAAAUCACAUAAGUCUAAAUACUUCUCAAAACUUCUGAGACCACCCCCCACCUCCCCCACCAAUAAAAGAUGCAGCCAGGAAGUUCUCCGGUUCCUCCACCUCCUCCACCACCACCACCUCUUCUUCCACCUCCACCACCACCUCCAGCCCCUGGACUCCCCCUAUCCCAUCAUGGACUAGGUAUCAUUGGCCGCCGGCAGUCCAGGAUGCGCAACUUUAACUGGGAGACCCUUCCCAAACACAGUGUGAUAGGAAAGCACAACAUCUGGACCGCAGACAAGACCGAUGGGGAAUAUGAGCUGGACACUGACCACAUAGAGGAGUUGUUCAGCCACAACCAUGGCCAGCAGCAUCCAAAAGGCCAGAGCCGCCAGAGUCUCAGGGGGCCUCUGCCUUCAGGUCAUGGAGCGGAAAUGGUUUCCAUCCUCAGUGCCAAGAGGAGCAUGAAUAUUGGAAUAUUCCUAAAGCAGUUCAAGCGGCCUGUAAAAGACAUGAUUAAAGACAUUAAGUCAGGGAAUGGUCUCAAUUUUGGCACUGGGAAAUUACAGGAGCUGUGCAGGUUGUUGCCUGAUGAUGGGGAGCUGAAGCAACUGAUUGGGUUUAAAGGCGACCCAUCUGCUCUCCCUGAAGCAGAUCUUUUUAUGUUAAUGCUGGUCAAGAUUCCCAGUUAUGAAGAGCGACUGAGCUGCUUGGUGCUGAAAGAUGAAUUUUUCCCUAUCAUGGAUGAAAUAAAGGAAUUCAUUGGUGCUCUGACUACAGCUGGAAAAGAGCUGUUAGAGUGUGACAAUCUCCAUUCUAUCAUUCGCUUGGUGUUGAAGACUGGAAACUACAUGAACGCUGGUGGCUAUGCAGGCAGCGCAAUUGGCUUCCGAAUGUCCUCUCUGCUGAAGCUAGCUGAUACCAAAGCAAACAAACCCGGAAUGAAUCUCAUGCAUUAUGUUGUAAUGCAAGCUCAAAAGGCAGAUGUAACUCUUCUGAUGUUUCCAGAACAACUCAGACACAUUGAAGCUGCAGCACGAUUAACUAAAAGUGACAUUGAAGCUGAGUUUGAAAGACAGGUGAAGAAAAUACAAGAUGCCAAAGCAAAUACCUUGAAACAAGAAGAUCUAAAGGCACAGAUGGAGGACUUUCUGAAGAAAGCUGAGACGUACUUGGACGACAUAAAGGCUGAUCUGGAAGAACUGCAGUCAGUCAGCGACUCAGUGGCUGAGUACUUCUGUGAAGACUCACAAACUUUUCGACUAGAGGAGUGUUGCUCAAUUUUUCACUCUUUCUGCGAAAGGUUUUUCCGGGCCAUACAGGAAAAUAAGGCCAGAGAGAUGGCAGAAGUGAAACGGAGACGCAUUGAUAAAUUACAGAAUGCAGUCAAGCGCAGAUCCACUGCUACCUGCUCAAGUAGAGACAAAGAAAUGGAUAAUGUUGCAUUGGAAUCUGUACUGCAGAACUUGCUCACCAAUCGCAUGUCUCGAAGGAGACCUGGCACGCCUUCAUCCGUACAAGAAAGUCCAAUGAGUGACUGUCCUACUAACGGAAGCUUAUCCGAAAUCAGUUCUGAGAUAAAACUUCCGACUGGAAUUCAAAACUAUAAAGACACUUUCAGAGCUAAUGAGAUGUGCAAAAAAGGAUGGAGCUCAGCAACUGAACUCACACAGUACUUUUCACAAGAAAAAGUUCAGUUACACUCUGAAAACAAUAAACCCGAAGGUGACAAUACCCAUAAGGAAGAGACAAUGGCUUCCAAAAAAGAGAACUCUCAGGACGUAGCAAGUCCAGCCAAAAUGACCCGCAGAACCCUCUCAACAAUUAAAUCUAUUUCCGCCAACACUGAGGAUGACGAGGAAGAUAUGCAAGACAAUAGUGCUGAAGAGGCCCAAAAGCUGCGUGAAGUGUCUAAAAAGGUUUUGCAGUAUCAGAGCAGCCGAAAUAGUGCUUCUUCAGUGGACUUCUCUUUGGAAAACCAGAAAUCUCCUUCAGCGAAGUCCAGCUUGCCUCGUCAGCUUACCUUCGAUGAGGAAACUCAAAGGUAUGCUGAUGACCCAACCAAUGAGGAUUUGGUUCAGCUUUUGCUCGGUCCUCAGUCUUCCUCAAAACAAAACCUCUGCCGCAGACACACUCUACCUCCUCAAAUUAAGGAACAGAAUAACCCGGAGACUCAGUCUACAGUUAAAAGCCCAAAUCUUGUGGAACAGGUCAAAGAAUCCCAACCAGAACAGAAUGCUGGAGAUGCACCCUCAAACCCAGUUUUUGAUUUCACUGAUCUGCCCCACAACUUAAAGAAAUCCAGUGAUCAGGACAAGAACUCUCCAUCAGCAGAGGAUCCUUCAGUCCACACUCCAAAUGAAGAGUUCCAGGAGCUAAACUCAAAGAACAAAUCAAUGGAGAGCACUGGAAGCCACCACCCCAUAAAACAUGAAGACGUUCUUCCCAGGAGUAAUUGGUUUAAGACUGAGAACCCUGGAUUUUUUUUCAGUUUUUUAAAACGCAUUGGAGACAUGGGAAAACAGCAGAACAGCAAGGAAACUGUUCCUACAGGCACCAAUUCUAGUGUGUAGGCACAGGACGUGUUUUAAAAGAUGACAAAAAUGUUUUACUUUGAAGCUUGUAUAAUUCAAAAUGUUAAUAUUUAAUUCACCAAUAUGAGCUAAAUUCAGGUAAAAUCUUGAUGAGCUAUAAUUACAGGCAUGAGGACAGUAUAGUGUUUUCCUUUAUUUUAAUUUUGAAAGAGACCAUUUUAAGAAACUGAAGAAUGUUUAAUUAGUAGAUGGUAUUUUGUAAGUUGUACCACUAGAUGGCAAGAUUGGACAGUAAGUUGAUACGGAGGAUUGAGUUGUGAAAAGUGCUUUGACCUCUCAGAGGCUAGAUUGAAAUGGUUUGUGCAUGUACAGAAGGAGGGACAGUAGGUAUAUUGAUAGAAGGGUGUUAGGAAUGUAACUGCCAGGAAAGAGACAAAGAAGAAGGUCAAAAGGAGAUAUAUUGAUGCAGUUAGAGAGGAUGUGGAAAUAAGUAAAGUGAGGACAGAGGAUACAGAGGACUGAGUAAGCUAAAGGAAGAUGACUUGUGGUGACCCCUGAAGAAAGAACAGCUGAAAGAAGUUGUUGAAAGUAUUUGUAGCCAAUUUGUAUGUUUUAAUUAUGAAAAGAAAGUUGGGCAAACUCACUCUAAGACAUUUGCUUAUACACUUUUUAUCCCCCCCAAAAAUGUUUUCCUGCCUCAGAUUGUCAUCCCAAAUUGGAUAAACGAGUACUUACUCUAGUUGUUCCUUGUUGGAAUUGAAAGUUCUCAAGAAUGUACAGAGGAAGUGUUGAGGGUGCUGAGGUUAAUGAUAGAAGAGAGAUGUUAGCUUAGACAAAACCAACUGAAACUGUAUUGAAAUGUUUUUGCAUAUAUCAUUGUUUGUUUUUUGUAAUUGUUAUUUUUUAAUUUAUAGUUGUUAAUAAUAUAUUUUCGUUGUAAUUCUUCUGAUUCCUUGUCUCUUGAUUAACAGACGCUCAGAGGCUUGUGGUCACUUUUACAGUCAAAUUGCUGUUUUUCUUUAUCUAAAAUGGGUCAGUGUUACAAAGGCUGUGUCUAUCUGAACACAACUGAACCAUGGGGAGUCUGUGAUAAAGUGAACAAUGCUGAGCCUGAGCUAACUUGUUACAGGCGUAACUAUGAAGGCAAUAUGAUACAAUAUAAGCAGCUAAAUAUAUCACCUUUAGGAGAACAUAAUCAGUCAAGCCAUCAGUCCAUAAAGUUUAUUCAUGGCAAAACUGUUGAUGCGAGUUUCAGUUAUUAAACUGAUUAAUUCAUCAAUAUUACUUUGGCUCCUCCCCUUUUAGGGUAAUAUGAAAAAAUGUUGAAGUGCACUUUUUAGGGAUGUAAUAUUUAAAAGGGUGAGAUGCAUUAACACUCAGACUCCAGCAAUUUAAAAGGCAACGUCAAGUAAGUUACAUUUUGUCAUUUUUUAAUGUAAUUGUCAAUAAAUAAAAAUUAAUUUAGCUAAUAAGAUUGUUGAGGAGUUCUAAAUCUAUUCUGCAACUAAAUGUUUGUAAAUAGUUGUAAACAAAAACAUAAAUGCUUAUUUAAACUUUACAGUGUUUGUUAUCAGUGAUAAUUAAUGAUAUAUUAUUAAUGGAUACUGAACCUGACAUUUGAAAUAACAACUUGAGCUUAAAGGAGGUUCUGUUUGGGCUUUUAAUAACUGUUUGAACAGUGCUGUUACUAAGUCUCAUUUAAAAAAACAAAGUGAUCCGUGAAGAAGCAAAUUAUUUGUUCUCCCCUUUGUUUAAAUAAAAAAAUGUGAUUGUUGAAA